UUAACCCCCCCAAAAAAAUAACAUAACACAAAAUCUACUCCUCCCAAACACAUCUAAUUUAAUGUGGAUCAAAUUAUGAUAAGCUUAGAGAAAUAAGGCAAACAAUAAACAUGGCUACCUACCCUAAUGUUUAUGAUUUUUUCACCACGACACCAAACUAUGCAGUGGUUGCAAGACCUCUGGCCAUCAUUGGAGGCGCAUACCUAGCAUUCGCUUACUUGCAUAGCGGCGGCUGGUGGAAAGAAAGAACGCCAAGAGUACGUAAGAGGUCGGUAACCCUAGCCACUCUGCAAGGCGGUGAAAUGGCUUUGCAAAGGUUGAAGGACUAUCAAGAAGCUCGAGCCAACGCUCAAAAUCUAGAUGGAAUUGAGAAAACAUUGAAAAAAUUAUUACUUUCUUCAGAGAAUGAACUCCAAGAACUUGAUUUUCCAAGUAUGCAGAGGAUUGUUGCCAAAAUUGAAAUGACUGGAAAUGAAGAGAGAGCAGUGCAACUUCUGAAGAAAAAAUUGGAUGAAGAAAUAAACCCUUAUGAGGCUUAUGAGAUCGAGAUGUUACUUGUGGAAAUGCUCAUUUACAAGGGUAACUAUAAGGGGGCAAACAUAAGGAAAUGCUUAACUGAACAAAAGAUUUCUGAUGCACGUCGUCCCCUAUAUCAGGCUAUUAUCUCCAUGGCUUUAGAGCCCUCCAAAACAGAAGAAGCAGAAGAAUAUUGGAAUGAUUUUAUUGAGUUAAGAACACAUUUUAGUGUAGAACCUGCCUUUAGAGAAAGCAUGGAAGAAAUCGGCAUCUUUAAAAUCAGUACAAAUUUCCAAGAGUUUCAAAUGGUAGUGAAGAAGCUUCAGGAGGACAUCAACAAGGAACAAGAGAAGAGGUUAAAGUCUGAUUGGUUUGCAAUUAGAAGAUUGUAUUUUUUAAAAGACUUAAGAUAAAAAUCCAAAAUUAGUGUAUGAAAAUAUGUUUCUAAAAUGGUUACUGAUUACAGUAUCUUAUUUUUAGUUUUUU
This is a messenger RNA of Humulus lupulus (European hop), 1002 nucleotides long. RefSeq lists its product as uncharacterized. The transcript is spliced from 4 exons. Bases 111 to 929 code for a protein of 272 amino acids. The record is from RefSeq and is a predicted model, not a curated record. NCBI's taxonomy places the organism in Eukaryota, Viridiplantae, Streptophyta, Magnoliopsida, Rosales, Cannabaceae.